This is a messenger RNA of Schistosoma mattheei, 954 nucleotides long. Lineage: Eukaryota; Metazoa; Platyhelminthes; Trematoda; Strigeidida; Schistosomatidae. The record is from the annotation of a GenBank genome assembly.
AUGCGCAUCAAAGUCAGAUGCUUCCCUACUACAUCCUUCUUCUUGCCAAUAACACGCCCCAUGUGCCGCCAGAUUUUGUUCUUUCUCUCAGUCCUCCUAGUAGUAUUGUUGUUGGUGUUAAUACUCAGCAAAUUUUGGAGAUAUUCAGAAUUUUCAGAAUAUGAGCAUUCUAACGUUUUUUGGCUUUGGAAAGACGUAAUUUUAUCGCCAGCUGAUUCUUUAUGGCUAAAACCAGUUCAUUUGCAGUAUCCUAAAAAUAUACGUUUUGUCAUAAACAAAUCAUUAGAAACUUCAGGUCCGUUGUCUCAUUUAUUACCACUCAGUUCAAUUCCAAAUCUACGACAAUAUAUUUCAAAUAUUAAUAAGGUGCAAUACGUAAAAAACGAAGACCUGUAUGGUCAACUACCAACAAGAGAUAAUUUCAACUCUACAAGAUCCUCUCCUAAACAUGUUAUGAUAAUACAAGUUCAUAAUAGAUCUAUAGAGUUAAGUCUGUUAAUUGAAUCGUUACGACGUACAAAAGGAAUCGAAACAGCCCUCAUUAUUUUUUCUCAUGAUUUCUAUUCUGAUGAAUUGAACAAUCUUAUCGGAUCUAUUCGCUUCACUCGUACUGUUCAAAUUUUUUAUCCCCAUUCAAUGCAACUAUUUCCAAACACCUUUCCUGGUACUGAUCCAAGAGAUUGUAAUAGUAGAAUAAAACCCACUGAAGCUAUGAAUAUAGAAUGUUUAAAUGCUCGUUGGCCAGACACAUUUCAGCAUUAUCGUGAAUCACAUUUUACUCAAAUUAAGCAUCAUUGGUUGUGGAAAAUUGAAUUCGUAAUGAAUCAUUUUUAUCCAACAAAAUAUUAUAAGGGUUACUUCAUCUUAUUAGAAGAAGAUCAUUUUGUUGUAGAAGAUAUUUUAUAUAUGUCGGAAUUUAUUAGUAAAAAAUGUUUGGAGUCCUUUAAAAACUGA